Molecule: messenger RNA, 1701 nt
Organism: Python bivittatus (Burmese python)
Lineage: Eukaryota; Metazoa; Chordata; Lepidosauria; Squamata; Pythonidae
Source: RefSeq, a predicted model, not a curated record
CUUGACCUGGAAGCCAACGGCACCUGUGAAGGAUCCAAUACGUGUCAGCCAGGAGUGAUCCUCCCCGUCUGGCAGCCAGACAACCCAUCUUUUGGGGACAAGGCUGCCAGAGCCAUUGUCUAUUUUGUUGCCAUGAUGUAUAUGUUCUUGGGGGUCUCCAUUAUUGCUGACCGCUUCAUGGCCUCCAUUGAAGUGAUCACUUCCAAAGAGAAGGAGAUCACCAUUACCAAAUCCAACGGGGAGACCAGUAUUGGUACAGUGAGGAUCUGGAAUGAGACAGUCUCCAACCUCACCCUCAUGGCAUUGGGUUCAUCAGCUCCUGAAAUACUUCUUUCAGUCAUUGAGGUCUGUGGUCAUAACUUCCAGGCAGGAGAAUUGGGCCCUGGCACUAUUGUGGGCAGUGCGGCCUUCAACAUGUUUGUGGUCAUAGCAGUGUGUGUCUACGUCAUCCCAAAUGGAGAGAGCCGCAAAAUCAAGCAUCUGAGGGUCUUCUUUGUCACUGCUUCCUGGAGCAUCUUUGCCUACAUCUGGUUGUACCUCAUCCUGGCUGUCUUCUCACCAGGGAUUGUGCAAGUGUGGGAGGCCUUGCUGACCCUUAUCUUCUUCCCUGUCUGUGUAGUCUUCGCCUGGAUAGCUGACAAAAGGCUGCUGUUCUACAAAUACGUCUAUAAGAGAUAUAGGGCAGACCCACGCAGUGGUAUCAUAAUCGGAACUGAGGGGGAGUUCCCCAAAGGCAUCGAGAUGGAUGGAGGGUUUGUGGCUAAUGACCACCGGGAGAGUGUCUUUGUGGAUGGCAGCGCGGCUUCAGUGGCUCCCCUUCCAGUCAUUACCCAGGAGGAGAAAGAACUGGACGAGAGUCGCAAGGAGGUCAUCCAGAUCCUCAAAGACCUGAAGCAGAAGCACCCUGAUAAAGAGCUGGAGCAGCUGGUAGAGAUGGCUAACUAUUAUGCCCUGUUGCAUCAGCAGAAGAGCCGUGCGUUCUACCGCAUCCAGGCAACCCGCAUGAUGACCGGGGCAGGAAACAUCCUCAAGAAGCACGUCACAGAGUUCUCCAAGAAGUCCACUAACCUGCUGGAGGUGUCCUCAGAAGCAGCAGUGGAAGAGAACUACAGCAAAAUCUUUUUUGAGCCGUUCAUGUACCACUGCUUGGAGAAUUGUGGCUCAAUCACUUUGACUGUGACUUGCCAGCAGGGUGGUGACACCUACAACACUUUCUACGUGGACUACAAGACAGAGGAUGGUUCAGCCAAAGCAGGCUCAGAUUAUGAGUACAGCGAGGGGACCCUGAUCUUCAAGCCUGGCGAGACCCAAAAGGAGCUGAAAAUUGGCAUCAUUGAUGAUGACAUCUUUGAAGAAGAUGAACAUUUUUUUGUCCGGCUGCUGAACUUGCGGGUGGGAGAUGCAGAAGGCAUGUUUGAGUCAGACUCUGCCGAACACCCCAAGGGGAGACUUGUGGCCCCACUGGUGGCCACAGUGACUAUUCUGGAUGAUGACCAUGCUGGCAUUUUUGCUUUCCAGGAUAAACUGUUAAGGGUCAGUGAGUGCCAAGGGACUCUGGAGGUCAAGGUGACCAGGAGCUCAGGGGCCCGAGGGACUGUCAUGGUCCCCUACCAGACGGUGGAGGGAACUGCUCAAGGAGGGGGUGUGGACUAUGAGGACUCCUGCGGGGAGCUGGAGUUCAAGGAUGAUGAAACAGUGUAA